This is a messenger RNA of Trematomus bernacchii (emerald rockcod), 1107 nucleotides long. RefSeq names its product extracellular superoxide dismutase [Cu-Zn]-like. The record is from RefSeq and is a predicted model, not a curated record. Lineage: Eukaryota; Metazoa; Chordata; Actinopteri; Perciformes; Nototheniidae. Gene Ontology annotation, molecular function: superoxide dismutase activity; copper ion binding. Gene Ontology annotation, biological process: removal of superoxide radicals. Bases 269 to 916 code for a protein of 215 amino acids. The transcript is spliced from 2 exons.
UUCCUGAAAGAACUUCAUAUCCACGAUAAACACGAAGGACGAGAUUUUGUUCGAAGAAGGCAAAUUAGAUUCAGCAGCACGUCUGGAAGAAGUUGCAUAUGUCUGACUCGUGAAAAGACCGGUGCUCCACUCUCAGCAAACAGUAAACAACGCCUACUGACAGUUUAUACAAGAUUUUUUGGGCUCGACAGGCUUCAACAGGGUGGAGUGUAUCAUCAGUAAAGACCUUUCAACAAGUUGUCGUCUUUGAUGGGAUUUGUUGUUUAACAUGCGUCUACACGGGUCAAUGAAUAUACUAGGAGCAGCAGUGUUGGUUCUGCUGGCCGGCUGUCGGCAAUGUGUCUCCACUGACACUCCACCGGAGGUCAGGCAGAACAAUAGUACUCUGUACGCAGCCUGCAAAAUGAGACCCAGCCCCUCACUCCCUGAAGGCCUGCCAAAAGUGUACGGUCAGGUGCUGUUUAAGCAGGAAUAUCCUGAGGGGAAACUCAAGGUGCUCCUUCAGUUCUGUGGCUUCCCCACAGAGAGCGCCCCAGUGCCCAGAGCGGUGCACAUCCAUCAGUUUGGAGACCUGAGCCAGGGGUGUGACUCCACUGGAGGCCACUACAACCCACACAGCGUACAUCACCCAGACCACCCUGGGGACUUCGGUAACUUUGUGGCUCAGAAAGGAAAAAUCAAUACGAUGAUAGAGUCUGAGGCCACGCUGUUCACAGGGCUGUCUGUGAUUGGAAGAGCCGUGGUGAUCCAUGAGAGGGAGGACGACUUGGGGAGUGGGGGAGACGCUGGGAGCCUGCUGAGUGGAAACGCAGGCCGGAGGCUUGGCUGCUGCAUCAUUGGGAUUUCUCCCCCCAGCCUCUGGAAUAUGAAGUAUGAGGUGUAUAAUAAACGUAAGCUUGUGGAUGCUGGCAUGUAGGGCAAUUAAAGAGAUUUCCCCUUGAUUAAAUCAUUGAUUGGAUCCAUUGUAUCCCUUGUGUGGCUUAUCAAAAAUGGUGGGAAAGUGUCUUGAGAAUUCAACUGCUCCAAAAAUAAAAUAAAUGCUCAGUUCCUUUAAUCCUUUGUGAUUUUCUGACUUUUCCUUAAACACCAUCGGUUUAAAUGUUUGUU